Messenger RNA from Ostrea edulis (European flat oyster), 597 nucleotides. RefSeq names its product putative nuclease HARBI1. The record is from RefSeq and is a predicted model, not a curated record. Bases 1 to 597 code for a protein of 198 amino acids. The transcript is spliced from 2 exons. NCBI's taxonomy places the organism in Eukaryota, Metazoa, Mollusca, Bivalvia, Ostreida, Ostreidae.
AUGGCUGACAGAAAACAGAGAACAUUCAAACCACGAAUUAAUCCCUUAGAAUCAAUGACAGCAGCAGAACUGCAGCACAGAUUUAGAUUUGAUCAGGAAGGAAUUGAAUUUAUAACAGAUUUAAUUCAAAAUGACAUUAUGCCUUUGACCAACAGAAAUCACAGUGUACCUGCAAUUGUGCAAGUCAUGGUUGCCUUGAGAUACUAUGCUACAGGAACUAUUCGAAAGCACCAGAUUGACUUUUUUGCCAUUGCUGGUUUCCCUGGCGUGGUUGGGGCGAUUGAUGGGACUCAUGUGCGAAUUAUAGCUCCCAGUGAACACGAAGUGGAGUAUGUCAACCGGAAAAACUUUCACAGUAUAAAUGUACAGAUUGUAUGUGAUGCCAGUUAUAAGAUUUUAGACAUCGUGACAAGCUGGCCGGGAGCGACUCACGAUGCCAGAAUACUGAGGGAGAGUGGUCUAUUUCAGCUCUUUCAACGACGUUUAUUGCCUGUGAAAUGCCAUCUUCUCGGUGAUAGCGGUUAUCCCGGGAAAGACUGGCUGCUGACACCUUUUUUAAAUCCACAAGCUGGUCCACAGUCACGGUACAACAGGUAA